UAUCAUUGGUAUUUUCUUGUGGAAAUCCUUAUUGUUUCUGACUCCUAACUUCAUUACCGAAUCUUCUGCAGGUGUACAUAUUAAGAAAAUGUAACGUGACAGAGAAAACUGUAACUCGUGUUAUACAAAAUCUCCCAACUGAAGUUGUACGAAAUGAUCAAGAAGUGGGCACCCUUGAGCAGGCUAUUGAAGCACAGCGACCCUCUUCUCUGUCAGCAAUAGCUCAAGAUAAAGACCAAGAGGCCCCCUCUAAAGAACAUCCUCAAAUUUUGCAGCAGGAAAAAACUUCAGAAAUAGAGAGAACUGAAUUAAAUUCAGGAAAAUCCAAACAUCUUCUAUUUUCUGCUUCUGUUGAUGGCAACGGUAUAGCAAGCUUUGAAGAGUUCCUCAUUGUAAUAGAUGAUUUUCUGAAGAAUAAGUACGACCUUCCUCAUAAUAUCAAGUGUAGCUACUACGAAUUUUGUUGCAGUCAGGGUGCAUUGCUCCAUAAUAAUAAUCUCAUGAAGGGAAUUAAUCCUGUUCUGGUAGCUGGAAGCAUCAUCGAGACUGUCAACGUUGCUACUGCAAUAAAAAGCUGUAAUCUCCAAACCUUUAAUGAUGAAUUUUCUGUAUGGCAUGUGAAACUGAAGUCCCUUAAAAUUCUUGGAAUGAAAGUUGAAUUUUUGGUCAGUCGUUUAGAACAUCUUCAAAGGGCUGCCUCUGACGCCGAAGCUGCCAAGAACAAGCAGCAAUAUUUGGAUCUGUGUUCGGAGCAUGAUGUCUCUGAAAGUGAGAUAAAAGAUGUUGAAGAGAAAAUCCGCGAAUUAGUUAGUGUUUUUGAUAAGUGUUUUGAUGAAAUCGAGGGGCUAAAAUUAGAGAUUGAGAACCACGAGUCCAGGUUUCAGAAACAGGUUAGUGCUCUUACUUUCUAAUCUCUAGUCUCGACUAGUUAUGUUAAUUAUAUGCAGUCAAUCUCAUUUUGUAUGUUUUCCGAGUGUAGCAAAGAGUUUAGUUUUUGGUAACAUCUGUGCAUUUUGGUUUUCUGAGUAAUCUUCUCAGCUUUUGUAAGUAGGUGUUAUUAUUUAGGUGAUAUAUUUAGAAAUUAGCUUAAUAUUAUGAAAUUCACUUAGUCUAGGAGAACAAAUUAGAACUAGAGAAAGUGAUUUGAUGGUAACAUUGUAAUAUGGAAAAGCUGUAAUCGCCUGAGUCGUGUAAUAUUAUUAAGUGGACAGACAUAUUUGAGGUUAAAGAACUGCACUUCUGUAUAUAUAGAUAAAUACUGAAUGAAGUAUGUAUCUUAUUUUCUAGUA
Messenger RNA from Spinacia oleracea (spinach), 1289 nucleotides. RefSeq lists its product as uncharacterized. The record is from RefSeq and is a predicted model, not a curated record. The coding region runs from base 501 to 911 and encodes 136 amino acids. The transcript is spliced from 2 exons. Lineage: Eukaryota; Viridiplantae; Streptophyta; Magnoliopsida; Caryophyllales; Amaranthaceae.